Messenger RNA from Suillus bovinus, 831 nucleotides. RefSeq lists its product as uncharacterized. The transcript is spliced from 3 exons. Bases 370 to 831 code for a protein of 153 amino acids. The record is from RefSeq and is a predicted model, not a curated record. Lineage: Eukaryota; Fungi; Basidiomycota; Agaricomycetes; Boletales; Suillaceae.
GGAUUCGGGAUAGUGAUGCCAACAGCUUUGCCUCCAAUAAAUCAUCCACCAACGAUAACGUACGAAUAUAGAUUUGAAGAUGUGUGUGCAUGUGAGCAUGAUAGGGUGCGCCCAUUUUUCAAACUGCUGCACAUGCAUCGAAGCUGAUCCGGACCGGCCAUAUAUGUGCUAGUACAGUUGUGGCAAGUCGACUCCAGUCGCCCGUGUGUACAGUCGAAGCGAAUUCCAUAUGGCAUCAGAGCAGACGCCAUUACAUCAGGAAGCACAAUACAACGGCUUUUUGUUACGCAUCCUUGUAUUUAAAGGGUGCAACCCCAAUUUCGCUAUAAAACAACGCAUCUUAAACACCACACCUCGGCGAAAACCAAUAUGACCGCGCUUAACUUCAGCAAACUCAGUUUCUGUAUUCUACUCCUGUCAAUCGCCUUUGCACAGAUCCUAGUGGUCAGUGCUGCAGAGAACGUGGAUUCUGACGAUACGAGUGAAGUUUAUGUUGCCUUUGCGCAGAUCCUAGCGGUCGGUGCUGCAGAGGCCGACACGGUGGAUUCUGGCGAUGAGGAUAGUAUUGGCAGGUGCAACCCCCAAUCUCACUGUAAAACAACGCAUCUUAAACACCACCGUGACACCUCGGCGAAAAUCAACAUGACCGUGCUUAACUUCAGCAAACUCAGUUUCUGUAUUCUACUCCUGUCAAUUGCCUUUGCACAGAUCCUAGUGGUCAGUGCUGCUGAGAACGUGGAUUCUGACGAUGGGGAUACUGUUCAUCGUGAGUGGGUCCUGGCGAUGAUGUGGAGCAGGACUGAUGAGCUUCUAGCGUGGUAUCCUUAUUGA